Molecule: messenger RNA, 1364 nt
Organism: Choloepus didactylus (southern two-toed sloth)
Lineage: Eukaryota; Metazoa; Chordata; Mammalia; Pilosa; Megalonychidae
Gene: GALK1
Product: galactokinase 1
Exons: 8
Coding region: 54-1262 (402 amino acids)
Biological process (GO): galactose metabolic process; carbohydrate phosphorylation
Cellular component (GO): cytoplasm; cytosol
Molecular function (GO): galactokinase activity; ATP binding
Source: RefSeq, a predicted model, not a curated record
CGGGGCCGCGCUUGGCCUGGCCGAGGCGGGCCGCGCGCUGCAGGGCGGGCGUCAUGGCUGCUGCGAGACAACCCCGGGUCGGGGAGCUGCUGGCCGAGGCGCGCCGGGCCUUCCGGGCGGAGUUCGGGGCCGAGCCCGAGCUGGCCGUGUCCGCGCCGGGCCGCGUCAACCUCAUCGGGGAGCACACGGACUACAACCAGGGCCUGGUGUUGCCCAUGGCUCUGGAGCUUGUGACCGUGCUGGUGGGCAGCCCCCGGACGGACGGGCUCGUCUCCCUUCUCACCACCUCCGAGGAGGCCGAUGAGCCGCGGCGACUGCAGUUCCCACUGCCCACCACCCAGCGGUCACUGGAGCCCGGGACCCCGCGAUGGGCCAACUAUGUCAAGGGAGUGAUUCAGCACUACCCAGCUGCCCCCCUUCCUGGCUUCAGCGCAGUGGUGGUCAGCUCAUUGCCCCUGGGGGGUGGGCUGUCUAGCUCAGCAUCCCUGGAAGUGGCUACGUACACUUUCCUCCAGCAGCUCUGCCCAGACUCCCCAUCCACCUCGCAUUGUGCCGCAGACUCGGGGACAAUAGCAGCCCGGGCCCAAGUGUGCCAGCUGGCUGAGCACACCUUCGCGGGGGUGCCCUGUGGCAUCAUGGACCAGCUGAUUGCCCUUCUGGGGCAGAAAGGCCACGCGCUGCUCAUUGACUGCAGGUCCCUGGAGACAAGCCUGGUGCCGCUGUCAGACCCCAAGCUGGCAGUGCUCAUCACCAACUCCAACGUCCGCCACUCCCUGGGCUCCAGUGAGUACCCACUGCGGCGGCGCCAGUGUGAAGAAGUGGCCCGGGCGCUGGGCAAGGAGAGCCUUCGGGAGGUGCAGCUGGAAGAGCUUGAGGCUGGCAAAGAGCUGGUGAGCAAAGAGGGCUUCCGGCGGGCACAGCACGUCGUGGGCGAGAUCCGCCGCACAGCCCAGGCUGCAGCUGCCCUGAGCCGCGGGGACUACAGAGCCUUCGGCCGCCUCAUGGUGGAGAGCCACCACUCUCUCAGGGAUGACUACCAGGUGAGCUGCCCCGAGCUGGACCAGCUGGUGGAGGCCGCGCUCUCCGUGCCUGGGGUUUAUGGCAGCCGCAUGACGGGUGGUGGCUUUGGUGGCUGCACAGUGACACUGCUGGAGGCCGCCGCCGCUUCCCGCGCCAUGCAGCAUAUACAGGAGCAGUACAGUGGCACCGCCACCUUCUACCUCUCUCACGCCGCCGACGGAGCCAGCGUGCUGCACCUGUGACCUGCCCCAGGGCCCGCCCAGCCUGCAGGCCACUCCACUCUCUGUCCAACACCGGCCCCCCACAUCUGGGUGCUCAAUAAACUUGUGCCUCCGACCAUGAAA